AUGCAAACAACGGAGAAGCUUCUUAGACCGUACGAUAAGGAGGUUAUGAGGAUGGCAAUCUUAAAACAUGAAGAAACAUUCAAACAUCAGGUCUAUGAGCUUCAUCGUCUAUAUAGAAUUCAGAAGACAUUGAUGAAAAACAUGAAAACCAGUAGACCCAUCAAUGGAAGCUAUAUUCAUCAUCAAAGUUCAAGAACCAGACUUGACUCGGAACAUCCGGCGGAUGAUGACCACAAAUUCAUAGAUGAAAGUGAGAUGGAAUUGACUUUGGGACCCACAAAAUACAUGUCGAGGAAGAAACAUGAGAUUCCCACUUUAACCUCGGUUUCUGGACCCAACAGCUUCUUUUCAUCUUCGACGGUGUCCUGUCACAUGAUCAACAGUAGCAUGCCGAGUAGUUCCAUGACGACAACCAAACGGAAGGCAAAGACAUCAAGAGAUGAGUUCAUGGUCGUGAGCUGAGACUCCUCCAGGUUACUGACACGACAUUGGGGUAUCAAAUUGGAAGUAAAAACAACAUUGAUCUUGAACAACAACUGAGACAAGAGAGAUUAAAUCAGUCCCCUUGUCUUUUCCAAAUUCUAAGUAUGAAUAUGACUUGAAAACAAA
Hibiscus syriacus is the source of this 609-nucleotide messenger RNA. RefSeq lists its product as uncharacterized. Bases 1 to 462 code for a protein of 153 amino acids. The transcript has 2 exons. The record is from RefSeq and is a predicted model, not a curated record. NCBI's taxonomy places the organism in Eukaryota, Viridiplantae, Streptophyta, Magnoliopsida, Malvales, Malvaceae.